Messenger RNA from Megalobrama amblycephala (Wuchang bream), 2133 nucleotides. It is a transcript of the gene pdcd2, whose product is annotated as programmed cell death 2. Lineage: Eukaryota; Metazoa; Chordata; Actinopteri; Cypriniformes; Xenocyprididae. The record is from RefSeq and is a predicted model, not a curated record. Bases 93 to 1172 code for a protein of 359 amino acids. Gene Ontology annotation, cellular component: cytoplasm; nucleus. The transcript has 6 exons.
CAGAUCUUGUUUGCCCCGAGCCCCGGUCUCAGAUGAACACACACACCCGCACAUGAUUCUGAAACCCUUAGCUUUGUGUGAGAGUUUGACAGAUGGCUGCAAAAGCUGGUAAAGAAACUAAAACAAACCGUGAGGUCGUGCUGGGCUUCUUAGAGGAGGCAGAAUCAUGGCAGCUCCUCAGCAACCAGUUUCCAAGUAAAGUCGGAGGGAGACCUGCGUGGUUAAGCCAGGUGGAUUUGCCAACUGUGUCCGAGUUACAGUGCGAGAAGUGCAAACUCCCAACAGUGUUUCUUCUGCAGGUGUAUGCGCCUGUUACGGAACAUGAUCGAUGCUUUCACAGAACACUAUUUGUGUUCUGCUGCAAGACACCAGCCUGCUAUUCAAGAAAUGACAACAAGUGUUUUAAAGUGUUCAGAUGUCAACUGCCAAGGAAAAAUGACUUUUACCCUUUUGAUCCACCUUCUGAUGAGAAACCAGACCAGCUUAUGGAUGAUCAUCAGGUUCUGAGCUCUGGGCUCAAACUGUGCAGACUGUGUGGCUGUCUGGGACAGAAAGCCUGCUCUAGAUGUCACUCUGUCACAUACUGCAGUAAAGAGCAUCAGACUAUAGACUGGAAACACCGGCACAAGAAAGAAUGUUCAAAUGAAGUUUCUCAAAGUUCAGAGGAGCUCAAUUCAUUUCUCUUUCCUGAGUGGGAGCUGGUUACCGAACCAGAAGAGCUUCCAGGAAAAGAUGAGAAACUCCAUGAAUCCCAUAGUUUGGAUCAAGAGAGCAUGACGUGCGUAAAUAACGGUUUGGAGAACAGUGAGCUAGAGAGUAUGGCGCUUCAUGAAACACAAGACACUAAAGUGUUUCAGAAGUUCAAGAAGCGAAUUGCUAAUGAACCACAACAGGUUUUGCGGUAUUGUAAAGAAGGAUCUCCUCUUUGGGUGUCAGCUGAACAUGUGCCACGUGAUGAAGAAGUUCCAGAAUGUCCAUGUGGUGCUAAACGUCUCUUUGAAUUUCAGAUUAUGCCUCAGUUACUUAAUCACCUCAAAGUGGAUAGGACAGAUGCCAGCAUAGACUGGGGUACAGUGGCCAUCUACACAUGUGCUGACAGCUGUGACCAAGGCACCAAAUAUUCUGCCGAAUUCAUCUGGAAACAAGACUUUUCAGGAGAACAAGCAGUGUAGAAUUACUCCAUGCAGAUGAACUACUAUUUGGACUUGUGUAUCAUAAAGCACAUUUGUAAUAAAGAAAGGACUGGUUCUUUUGAGGCAACCACAUACACCAUUUGUGUGCCUAACUGAAAUUAAAAGAUGUCAUAUAUACAGUAUAUAUAAAAAGAGACUUGCUUCAAAAUGUAAAAAUAAACCUUACCAACCCCAGACUUUUGAACAGUAGUAUUGUCAAGUCUGACUCAGAGUCUGUAUUAGCAUUAAUUAAAACCUGUUAUUUCUAAAGCAAAAUCUUAACAAGGCAGGAAAAUGGUGUUAUUUGUAAUACAAUUGUGUCAUUUUUAUUUAUAGUUCUGGAAUGAAAUCCAAAUUAAUCUCACACUACCCAAUUCCUUUGAUUGUAAAAACUCAUCAAAACAGAACCAAAAUAAUGUCUUAUUGCCAUUCCAGGAGGUUUAAUAUAUUUGGAGGUAAAAAAAAAUGUACAACUGAAGAGAUAAGCUGAAGUUGGCAAACAUUUAUUUGCAUUCAAAAGUAGCAAAGUAAGUUAGUUACAUAGACAAACAAAUUAAAUUAAAAUGUCAGUGCUUUACAGGGGGCUUUUGGGAGACCUACAGCACAUCAUACAAUGAAAUGGGAAUUCAGUUGUUCAAUAUGCCAACGAUUAACUCAUUCAAAACUGUAACUUAAUGGUCAAAUCCACAUAAUGAUUUCAACAACCGAAGGAUCCGCAUACAUGUUUGCAAAGCUUUGUUAGAAAAUAACCUAAAUGCGCUCCUUCAAACAAAAUUUUCUUGCACUGGUCAACAUGGGCAUUACUUGCCACAAACUGAUUCCUCACUGAUGGACAGCCAACACAGACAGUCAAUCAGUAAUGCAAUACACAUAAAACCUGCUAACAAAGGGAAUGUGUAAAAGUAUGUAUGAAACGCUGAACAUUAUAACAUCAUAAAACAAUAAAAGAUUGUUAAAAUGA